Diachasmimorpha longicaudata is the source of this 873-nucleotide messenger RNA. RefSeq lists its product as uncharacterized. The record is from RefSeq and is a predicted model, not a curated record. The transcript is spliced from 4 exons. The coding region runs from base 99 to 791 and encodes 230 amino acids. NCBI's taxonomy places the organism in Eukaryota, Metazoa, Arthropoda, Insecta, Hymenoptera, Braconidae.
CGUUAUCAGGAUUGCAGUGGGAUGAUGACUUAUAAAUGAAUGUCUCAGUACUCGAGACAUCAGAGUAGUUGGAAGAUCGGUUGAGCUACCAUUUCAAAAUGAACAGUUUUUUGAUAAUUGCGUUUGUGGCGAUGGCCUCCAUUGCACUGAGUGAAGCCCUCGAUCCCUUUGCCGGGAUAACUCGCCUGAAAAAUGACGUAAAAUCGACCUCCAGCGAUAUUGAACGAUAUGGCAACAAGAUUUCUUCACAAACGAAAUUGAAAUUGGGUAAUUUGAAGAUUAACCAAAUGCAGAAUGUUAAUGACGCUGUUAACAGGGCUCUUGAUCAAAUUCGAAGUGACAUCGCAGCUGCGAAAAAAGAUGGAAAGAACGCGGACCAAUGCUACGAACCCUCUAGAAUGCAGCUCCGCGAUGCAUCUAAUACAGUAUUUAAACAAUUGGACAAGUGUGUUAAUGAUGCAGUGGAGCCUUUGAAUCCCGUUGUCAGCAACAUCGCUUCACACGUAACGAGAGGACAACUCCUGCUCUCUGAACUUGACGGCAUUGCUCUGAGCUGUGUAUCGGGUAAUGCUCUUCAGGUUCAGAUGUGCGUAGUUCAGAAAAUGCCGGCGGCUAAUGCUGCGGUUAAUUCCUACAAGUCCACAGCGAGUCAGCUGAAAAACACUGGAGAUUCAAUCUCUAAUUCUGCCCCAGUAUCGGCUACCAGGUGUUUCCAGCAACCUAUGAGUGACCUGUACUCAGCUACAUCGACAGCGAGAACAUCUGCUACUCAGUGCAUCAGAAACGCUUGAUGCUUAUUUUGUUUUGGUACAAAAUAGUGUAACAUUUUAUUUUCUAUUUCUUCGUAAAAUAAACUUUUUAUAAACGACAUAA